AUGCCGCCACCAGCAGCAGUACUAAAGAAGAAAGGUGCAUCGAAAAAUCCACCUUUCUUUAGUCAAGAAUUUCUUAUUCAAAAUCACGGUGAUAUUACAAGUGGAAUUCUAAUGCUCUUAGCAGUUGGAACGAUCAUUCAGGCAACAUCAGCUUAUUGUGGCGCAUUCUUUGGUCCUCGUCAUAAUGUUACACAAUUCGAUUCAUUUAAUACAUCAACACCUCCACUUUUCAACUAUGGUUAUAAAGAUUUAGCUAUGCUCUUUGCCUACACACUUGUGUGUAUUACCGUCCAUGCUAUCUGGCAAGAAUAUGUCUUAGACAAAAUAUAUAAGAAACUUCAUUUAUCCAAAGCGAAAAUUGCCAAGUUUUUCGAAUCCGGUCAACUUAUUCUCUUCUAUGUGGUUAGCGUUGUGUGGGCAUUGAUGUUGUUUAAUAAUGAAGAGUAUUUUCAAUCGGGUUUAUCGUAUCUUUGGCGUGAUUAUCCCUAUACUGGCAUGACAGCGUGGACAAAGCUCUAUUUUAUCGUUCAAUUAUCCUAUUGGUUACAUAAUUAUCCGGAAUUAUAUUUACAAAAAGUUCGCAAAGAAGAUAUUCCGUCUCGUCUUGUUUAUACAAGUCUAUAUUUGAUCACUAUUCUCUACGCUUAUUUGACCCGGUUUUGGCGUAUAUCAAUAGUCUUAUUGACAGUUCACUAUUUAAUCGAAAUCUUCUAUCAUGCGUCGCGUUUAGCUCAUUUCUAUGUUACGGGAAAAACGACCUCGGCCUCGACAAAAUCAACAUUAGAAUAUUUAUUUAAAAUUUGGAACGCAGUUUUUAUUUCCGGUCGACUGAUUUCCGUGGUUUUAAUCUGGUUAACAUUCUGGUUCGGUUUACGAAGUACUUCAGUUGAUAAAAUAUCCCUUACACCAACGGAUCAAGACGGAGUUCUCAUUUCCAACUUUAACACUCCAACAGUUCGAUUUUUUACCUUAGUUGUCAGCGGUGCAUUACAAUUUUGGUUAGUUUGGAAUUUUAUCCAGUUCCAUAUGAAACGUCGACGUGAACGAGCUCUUGCUCAAGCAGCAGCUACUAGUUCACUAAAAGUACCCAGUAAACCCAAACAAAAGCAACAAAAUACAACAGAUGGUGAAACAGCUGAACAAUCUGCUUUCUCAUCUACCGGUCAUGGUAAUAAGAAAAAUAACUAA
Messenger RNA from Adineta ricciae, 1188 nucleotides. The record is from the annotation of a GenBank genome assembly. Lineage: Eukaryota; Metazoa; Rotifera; Eurotatoria; Adinetida; Adinetidae.